CUGGAGCUCAGCGCAGAGAGUCGUAUGAUCUUGGAUGCCUUUGCCCAGCAGUGCAGUCGCGUUCUUAGCCUCUUGAAUUGUGGAGGAAAACUUCUAAACUCCAACCAUUCUCAAUCCAUGAUUUCUUGCGUAAAGCAGGAAGGUUCGAAUUAUAAUGAAAGACAAGAGCAGUGUCACAUUGGCAAAGGGGUCCACAGUCAGACCUCAGACAGUGUAGACAUAGAGAUGCAAUAUAUGCAAAGGAAACAACAAACUUCUGCCUUUUUGAGGGUUUUCACUGAUUCCCUACAAAAUUACCUGCUCUCGGGGAGCUUUCCGACUCCAAACACCUCGUCGGUCAGUGAGUAUGGCCACCUGGCCGACGUGGAUCCUCUAUCAACUUCCCCCGUGCAUACACUAGGUGGCUGGACCUCCCCAGCAACAUCCGAAUCCCAUGGUCACCCAUCCUCUUCUACACUACCAGAGGAGGAAGAGGAGGAGGAGGAGGAAGGCUACUGUCCUCGGUGCCAAGAGCUGGAGCAGGAGGUUAUUUCCCUGCAACAAGAAAAUGAAGAGCUGAGAAGGAAAUUAGAGAGCAUCCCAGUGCCCUGCCAGACCGUUUUAGAUUAUUUGAAGACAGUGCUGCAGCACCACAACCAGCUCCUGAUACCGCAGCCCGCUGACCAGCCGACCGAGGGAAGCAAGCAGCUGUUGAACAACUACCCUGUCUACAUAACGAGCAAACAGUGGGACGAGGCUGUAAAUUCUUCAAAGAAAGAUGGGAGACGUCUCCUUCGAUACCUCAUCAGAUUUGUUUUCACAACCGAUGAGCUUAAGUACUCAUGCGGCCUUGGGAAAAGGAAAAGGUCAGUGCAGUCAGGAGAGACAGGUCCCGAAAGACGCCCUCUGGAUCCAGUUAAAGUAACAUGCCUCCGAGGUACUGCAUCCUUCCGCUCAGUGUCCCCAUCUGUGAUCUCAUUUCACCGCAUUGGCUGUGGCCCCCCCGCACAAGUGUUCAGCCUCACUGUAUUUUGAUUUCUUUCCGCCAAGACCUUCUAGGUUUCAUGUGGCCCAUCUACUUGGUAUUGAGAAGCUCUUUAAAAAAAAUCUUUGUUUGCUUUAGCCUUGUUCUCACUCAGUGAUACAUAAGCAUUGCAUAGCACCUCAUGUUUCACGCUUUAAAAUCAGAUUUUCUUUGCAGCUAGAGAAGGCCCCCCUCCAGCAAAGCUGGAGCAUAGGGAAAUGCACAGAGGAAGGAAGAUGUGGAAUUUUUUUUAAUUGGUAAAAUGAUAUCUAAUUUUCCAUUUCUAGCCUGUGCCCACAUAUAGCUAUCUUCUCAAGAAUCCUUGGUCCAACUCCUUAAAUUUAUCUAGAAUUAGCUUUUUUUAGUGUCUAAAGUAUAAUUCGCCCAGUAAAACUUUAUUCUUUUGGUUAAGAAAAAUUUCUGUAUUAAAAAUACUG
Messenger RNA from Galeopterus variegatus (Sunda flying lemur), 1440 nucleotides. RefSeq names its product BEN domain containing 4 (gene BEND4). Gene Ontology annotation, molecular function: DNA binding. Lineage: Eukaryota; Metazoa; Chordata; Mammalia; Dermoptera; Cynocephalidae. The record is from RefSeq and is a predicted model, not a curated record.